Molecule: messenger RNA, 2137 nt
Organism: Scatophagus argus
Lineage: Eukaryota; Metazoa; Chordata; Actinopteri; Scatophagidae
Product: TOG array regulator of axonemal microtubules protein 1-like
Exons: 8
Coding region: 170-1837 (555 amino acids)
Biological process (GO): microtubule cytoskeleton organization
Cellular component (GO): cytoplasmic microtubule; cilium
Molecular function (GO): microtubule binding
Source: RefSeq, a predicted model, not a curated record
UUUCUGAGGUUCUAAGAUCACUUCCAACUGUGACAUUCCGACAUUCCAUGUUCUAACUGUAGGAGCCAGCAAGGUAACACAGACUGAGCAGACAGAGAGAAAUCGAGUGAAGAAAGUUAUUUCUAGUGCUUAUUUCUCCUGGAAAAUUUUGACGCCUUUUUCGGAAGUGAUGGAUAAUCAAGAAACAUCAAGCAUCUUCCACCGGUUUUGGCAGAGGAGCCGCAGUGAGUGCGAAGAUGCUUCUCAAACUGGGAGCCAGUGUAGACAGGAGAACCCUGUUGGUUUCACCAGUGAGUCCAGGAUCUUGGACAUAGAAAGGGCAAAGAGAGCUGAGAGGGCUGCGUUAAUGCAACACGCAGAAAGGCUGUGUGCUUCUGUAAAAGCCCGAAACGAUGCUGUUCUGGAGAGGCUGGGACUCUUCGCUAAGCACGCCACUCUGCCUUCAGCUCAACCACCAGCUUUUCCCAGAAGACAAGCUCCCUCCCUGCGAGGAAGGCGGUUGAGCCCUCUUUCAGAUGCAUCUCAUUUCAGUGUGGAGUGCAUAAACAAAAACCAACAGAGCUCUGAGAGUUCGGAUGAGGAAGAGGAUGACAGUUCCUCUUGUGACCUGAUGCUACUUAGCAGCGAGCAGGCUCAGGUGGGAGACAGAGAGAGCCCAGCUGCUUCUAUCAGGUCUUGGUCCAGCCUCAGCUCUGUGGAUACUCACACACCCAGUGACCUGAGGGCCAUUCCUCUGAUUGCAAGCUCUGUUCAGGUUGCAACCUUCACACCAGCUCCUCCUCAAGCGGUGCUACGCUCUAGGAGCAAAGUGUCCCGGCUGCCUCUGUUAUCAACCAGACUGAAUGGAGCAGUCAAGGAGGUUGCAGAUGGAUGUAGGCGCCAGUCUGGAAAAGAUAAGGUUGAGGUUAGUGCGGAGGGACCUAAGCGCAUCCAGCUCAACACUGUUCCUUCUCCUCAACCGCCAGCUGCUGCCAAGAGGACGCCUGUGGAGACGCUUCUGGCCCCAAGCCCUCCAACAGCUCCUCAAACAAAAAGAAAAGGGUCUCGACCCGGAAUGAUCCUGCGUCCCGCAAAGGUCAUCAGUAAAGCAGUAGAAGCCAGAGAUUGCUGCUUCCAGCCUGCUAAAGACAAAAAGGUGGAUCUGCAGCCUUUGAACAAUCCUGUGGAGAGCCUGUCUCUUAGCUUCAAGCUGCUCUCCUCAGAUGACUGGAUGAAGAAAACAGAGGGCCUGAAAACCAUCCGAGCUCUAGCACAGCACCACUCAGACAUCUUGAAGACUCAACUUCAUCAAGUGUGCCUGGUGCUCAUUGAGGAGGUGAAAAACUUGCGCUCUGCAGUUGCUUGCGCAGCUGUCAGCACACUAGCUGAGCUGUACGUUCACCUCCAGACAGCCAUGGACCCGGAGGCAGAAGGAACAGGCCGAGCUCUGCUUCUGAAACUUGCCCAAACCACAAAUGAGUUUAUUCACCAGCAGGUCAAUCUUGCACUUGACGCCCUGGUGCAGAAUUGUAGCCAUGGUAGGACUGUGAGCGCUCUGCUGAACACAGGGCUGAGCCACCGUUGUGCUGCAAUAAGAGGAAGCACAGCACAACACCUGCACCUGCUGACUGACAAAUUUGGAGCAGCUCACAUGUUGAAGGCAGGAAGGAGCUUCACUGAACGCUUCCUGACUGCUGUCUCUAAAAUGUCUGUGGAUGCUGCACCAGAAGUGAGGCACCAUGGGCAAAUAAUCCUCCAUGAACUGGCUCGCCACAAGGACUUUUUGCACCUGUGGACAAAGAUCAUCCCAGAAAAUGAGAGAAGGCAGCUGGCCAAGAUAAUAAAGAAGGCCAAGUGAAGUGAAUGAGCUCCGCAAUACUGCAGUGUUGUUUCAAAAACACGUUGUCAUUGUAUGUGCUGUUUUUGCAAAUAAAUGUUUCAUAGACAAAUUCACUCUCUUUUCAAAAGCUGCUUGAAUUAACAUUUCUCCAUCUGACCAGGAUAAUUCAGGAAACACAACACUUUCUUUUCAUACUUAAGGGUCUUUUCAAAAUGAGAACGUGUCACGUUUUGAAUGGAAUAGAAACACUUUGUUUUUUUAGUGCAAGUUAGACGCACUUGGAUAAUAACUGAUGACUAAACAAACCUCAGUGAAGGA